AUGGCAACAACAACAUCAGAGACAACGAAGACAUCUUCUUCCAAUGGAGAAGACAAGCAAUCUCAGAAUCUCCGACACCAAGAAGUCGGUCACAAGAGUCUCUUACAAAGCGACGAUCUCUACCAGUAUAUUCUGGAGACAAGUGUGUAUCCAAGAGAACCAGAAUCAAUGAAAGAACUCAGGGAAGUCACAGCAAAACACCCUUGGAACAUAAUGACAACAUCAGCUGAUGAAGGACAGUUUCUCAACAUGCUCAUCAAGCUCGUUAACGCCAAGAACACAAUGGAGAUCGGUGUUUACACUGGCUACUCCCUUCUCGCCACCGCUCUUGCUCUCCCCGAAGACGGCAAAAUUCUAGCCAUGGACGUUAACAGAGAGAACUACGAGUUGGGUUUACCGAUCAUCGAGAAAGCUGGCGUUGCUCACAAGAUCGAUUUUAGGGAAGGCCCUGCUCUUCCUGUUCUUGAUGAACUCGUUGCUGACGAGAAGAAUCAUGGAACAUACGACUUCAUAUUCGUUGAUGCUGACAAAGACAACUAUAUCAACUACCAUAAACGUUUGAUCGAUCUUGUGAAAGUUGGAGGAGUGAUUGGCUACGACAACACUCUUUGGAACGGCUCUGUCGUGGCUCCUCCUGAUGCACCGAUGAGGAAAGACUUUGUUCUUGAGCUUAACAAGGCUCUUGCUGCUGACCCUAGGAUCGAGAUAUGCAUGCUCCCUGUUGGUGAUGGAAUCACUAUCUGCCGUCGGAUCAGUUGA
Messenger RNA from Eruca vesicaria subsp. sativa (arugula), 759 nucleotides. The record is from the annotation of a GenBank genome assembly. Lineage: Eukaryota; Viridiplantae; Streptophyta; Magnoliopsida; Brassicales; Brassicaceae.